GCUACUCGCUGUCGAAAGCAGAGCAGAGCAAGACACAUAGUGGAGAAGAAGAAGUGCCAGAUGUCAGCAGAUCAGCUCCUGACGGUUUAUGUGGAAAGGUGAAAAAAGCUGAAUCAUCAUUCAACCAGAGGAACAUGUAGCUGCUUCUCGAGAGGAAUAACUCACUUGUUCAACUUAAGUCUGUUUCCGAAAGCGAUCCUGCUUUUGUCUGGAGUCUUGGAGGACCCCGCAGUGACUGACAGUGAUGGCUUCACGGGGUCAAAUACAGGCCUGGACGUUGCUUGCAGUGCUUCUGCUGGGAAUGACCUCCUCUUUGCACGGUUCCCUCGUGAAAGUCAACAAGGGUUUAAAGGUGAAACGGGGUCAGUCGGCCUACCUUGACGAGGGCGACCUGCAGUUCCAUAUUCCCCGUCGGAAGGAUGCGUGCAAGGUGGAGGUGGUGUUAAACGAGCCCAUAACUCAGCGAGUGGGAGAACUCAUGCCUCAGGUUUUUGAUUGCCAUUAUCUGGCUGAUGAGGUGAAGUAUGUCCACAAUGGAUGCCCACUGUUAAAAGAGGACCCUGUCAAACUUCGACUGUACAGGUUCACAGAGACAGAGACACACAUGGAGGUGUUUACUCUUCAUGUGGACAUUGUGGAACCUGAAUGCAGCAUUAUAAGGCUUGGGCCUCAGCCCUUGGAGGUGCCUGAAUUCUACAGCCUCUCUGAAGCACUCGAUGGCAACGCGCUGUCUUUCCACUACGAGCGGAGGUCUAGCCUGGAGUGUAGCAUCCAUCUGAGCAGCCAUGACACCCACCUGCCAGCCCAUGGCCAGCUGGUCACUGGAGAGCCAGAGAAAGCCACCAAGAGAGGGGACGAGCCUGAGAGUUUCAUCCCCUUACGUCAGCAACUAGAUAAUAAAGCCAGAGCGACGUGUAAAACUGAGGAUUGCCUAAAGGGUCUGAAGCUGGUUAAGAUGACCAAGAUUCCCUGUGAUGACUUCCUGUUAAUGGGACUUCGGUAUCAGCACAUAGAUCCUCCAUCUCCAGAUAUAGAUUAUAUCACAAUUAGACUGGACCUCAAGGACUCCAGGAGUGGCAGCAUAUACAAGUCUGAACAGAUCUGGAUUCCAGUGCGGAUAGUUGGUGCAAUGCCCAAUCAGCCUCCGAAACCAUCCUUCAUGUCCAUGUUCAUCCUGGAAGUGGACCAGUUCAUCCUCACUCCACUCUCCACUGCUACACUAGAUGCUGAAGAUGAGGAAACUGUCAAACAGCUCUUGGUUUUCAACAUCACUAAACCCCCUGUGGACGGCUUCAUCACUCAUCUGUCCGAUCACACCCGCCCAAUCUCGUCCUUCACAUGGCUGGAUCUCAAUGACAUGCUCAUUGGGUAUCAACCUCCGAACUCUUCUCAUACUCAACGAAGGAAUUACGAGAUUGAAUUUGAGGUGCACGAUUUUUUCUUUGAGAAGAGCCCAUCAAUGACUGUUCACGUGUCUGUAAGGAAUGCAGACACGAAUGCACCCAGAGUUUCCUGGAACAUGGGUCUAAGCCUAUUAGAGGGUCAGUCUCGUCCUAUAACGUGGGAUCAGGUCCAGAUUGUGGACAACGACAACCUGAAAGCUGUUCGUGUCAUCACUGUGGACGGUCUGCAGCACGGAAGGCUCACUGUUAGAGGUGGAAAAGGCUUCAUGUUCACUGUUAACGAUAUCAGAGCAGGCGAGGUUCGCUAUCACCAUGACGACAGUGACUCAACCAAAGACUUCAUUAUCUUCCGUAUCACUGAUGGUCGCCAUCAGACCCGGCACAAAUUCCCCAUCAACAUCCUGCCGAAGGAUGACAGCCCUCCUUUCCUCAUCACCAACAUGCUGCUGGAGGUGUCUGAGGGCCAAACAGCUCUGCUCAUGGGCUCCACCCUACAGGCUUCAGACAUGGACUCAAGUGACGACUACAUCCUAUUUAACAUCACCCGCCCGCCGCAGGCAGGAGAGGUCAUGAAAAUCCCAGGACCGGGGCUCACAGGUUACCCUGUCAGCCAUUUUCUGCAGAGGGACCUGUCACAGUCCUUGGUUUACUAUCGACACCUUGGAAACAAGGUGUUUGAUGAUUCUUUUGAGGUGGUGCUGUCCGAUUUCCAUGACCCCCCAAACCUGUCAGAGCCGCAGAUGGUGCUGGUGCACAUAGAAGCUGUUCCAGACCAACCACCUAAAGAGGUUCCUGGGUCCAGCCGGUGUCUUGUGAACAAAGAAACAGAAGUGGUCCAUAUAACACGACAACAGCUUCACUUUGUAGACCUGGAGUCCCCUGACAGUGAGCUGACAUACACAGUUACUACUCCGCCUUUCCACACUGGUCCUCACAGCACUUCUGAUGCAGGGAGACUGUUCCUGGUGGACAGUAUACCCAAAUUCACCAAAGACUCCAAUGCACCUGUUCUGAGGCUCUUCACGCAACAUGCAGUGAACUUCAUGAAAGUAGCCUACAUGCCUCCAAUCAUGGACAUUGGCCCUUACCCCCAGCACAUCCAGUUUGUUCUCUCUGUCACUAACCGUCUGGGGAAAACAGUCACUGGGAUCUGCUUUAACAUCACUGUGACACCAGAAGACAACCAGCCACCACAGGUCAUCACCAAUGCUCUGACUGUAGAUGAGGGAGGGGAGUGCUGGCUUGGCCCUGAACACUUGCUGCUCUCAGAUAUGGACUCUAUGGAGGAAGCCCUGCGGGUGGCGCUGCAAAAGGAUCCACAGCAUGGAGCCCUGCAACUCGGUGGCCUCCUGCUCCGACCAGGCCAGGCGUUCACCGUACAAGACGUGAAAAGCUUUAAAGUUAGUUACAAUCAUGACAACUCAGAAACUGUAGAGGACACCAUUGAACUCUCUGCAACGGAUGGAAGCAAUUCAGUCAGUUUCAUCCUGCAAGUGAAGGUGAAGCCCAUUAAUGAUGAGGUCCCGGUGUUGGUCGCUAGUUUGAAACCAGUUCUCAACUGCGCUGAGGGUCAGGAGAUCACCAUCACAGCAGAGUACAUCUUUGCUUCUGAUGCAGACAGCGACAACGGCAGCCUGGGCUUCUUGAUUGCGCGGCAGCCGUAUCACGGCGUGGUGCUACGAAAUGGUGUCGUGAUCGAUCACUUCCUCCAGGCAGAUAUCACAGCUGGGAUCAUCACCUACAAACACACAGGAUUGGAGAUUGGUCUCACUCCUCGCCAUGACACCAUCACGUUUGUCAUUUCGGAUGGAGAAACAGAAAACUCUGCUCUGUGCUGCGGGGGAGGAAAUCCCACCAGGACCAGAGGUACAGCACAGUUCCGGGACAGCCUCCCUGUGUACGACCUCCAGAUCACAGUGUUUCCAGUCGACAGCCAAGCACCUUCAUUGGCAACAGGAGACAUCUUUUUGGUGGAUGAAGGUGGAACUGCCCCGAUAACUUCUUCUCAUUUGAAGGCCUCUGACGUGGACACCGUCCUGGAUGAACUGGUGGUCAGUCUGAUUUCUCCACCCCAGUUUGGUUACAUUGAAAAUGUCCUGCCAAGUCCUGGCUUUGAGAAAAGUAACACGGGCAUAAGCAUAGCCUCAUUUUCAUUCAAAGACAUCAUUGACGGCCAGGUGAACUAUGUACAGUCCAGACACCAGAGGAUGGAGCCCACAGUCGACCAGUUCAUGCUCUGUGUGUCGGAUGGGAAACACAGUUCUGCGCAUGUGCCCUUCUACAUUAUUAUCAAUCCAACAAACGAUGAGAUCCCAGACUUUGUGGCUCGCAAUAUCACAGUACGAGAAGGAGAAACGAAGCAGCUGGACUCGUCUGUGCUGCACGCAGCGGAUCUGGACGUCCCCAGGAACGUCCUGCUGUUCAGCAUCGUUAAAGCCCCUCAGCAUGGCAGCAUCAUUAACCACAACAGUGAAAGGCCCGUCAGCAAGAGACGAGAGGCUAGUCCCCACUCACCCGUGGUCGACUUUACGAUGACAGAUCUGGCUAAUGGUAUGGAUCUGAUGUAUAUGCACGAUGACUCCGAGAAUAUGGAGGACACUUUUACCAUCCAGUUGACGGAUGGCCGGCACCAGCUCCACAGACAAGUGAUGGUUAAAGUUCUGCCAGUCAAUGAUGAGGAGCCUCGGACUAUAAGGAACAAUGGGCUGGAAGUGGAGCCAGGUGAGACAAGGCUCAUAUCCAGUGUGACACUGUUUGCACAUGAUGGUGAUAGUCCCUCUUCAGAGGUCAUGUACAUAUUUGAAAGUGUUCCUACCCAAGGACUACUUCAACUUAAGGAGGGUCAGGACUGGGUGACGCUGACAGCCGGAAAGAAUUGCGCCCAGGAAAUGGUGGACAUGAACCUUCUGCGCUAUGUGCACACAGGCCUGCACGCCGCCAAAACACAGGACUUCUUUGUCUUCCACUUGCUGGACGGAAAGAAUCAAUCACCACCACAGCACUUCCACAUCUCUGUCAAAGAUCUUGAGAAAGGAAAUAUCGCCAUCUUGGUAAAACCAGUGAACGUCAGUCGGGGUGAUCGCGUGGUUCUCACCACAGACGUGCUGUUGGCCACAGACGGCACAGAAAAGCCAGAGGAGCUUAUGUAUGUCAUCACCAACCCUCCCGCUCAGGGACACAUAGAGUACAUCAAUCAUCCUGGACUGGCCAUCUCCACCUUCAGCCAGUUGGACAUAGCAGCAAACCUCGUAGCUUAUGUGCACGACAAUCGAGCAAACGCACACAAAGAAACCUUCCAGUUUGUUGUGAGUAAUGGGAAGACCAGCCGAAAUGGAAGCUUUGAGGUCACAGUGGAAAUGGUGGAUCGAGUUCUGCCAUCUCUGUCCUCCAACAAAGGCAUUACGGUCCCCCAGGGCUCCUCCAUCAUCCUGGGUCCUGACUGCCUGGCCCUUUCUGACCCAGACACUCCACCCAGCGUCCUGACCUUCACCCUCCUCCAGCCUCCACAGUAUGGCAGGCUGCUUUUAGUGGACACCACCCUGACUGCGGGAUCAAACUUCACACUCAGACACAUACAAGAGAUGGAGGUAUCAUAUAAACAUGAUGGAGGGCCGUCACAGAUCGACCGGUUUGCCUUCACGGCCUCUGACAGCACCAAUCGAGGCUUCCUCCUGGAUGGGCGGUUACAUUUGGAACCAGUGUUCUUCACCAUCCAGAUCAAGCCUUUGGAUAAGUCUGCUCCGGAGGUUGUGAAGCUACUCCCUCUUUGGAAGGCAGAGGUUCUGGGUGAUGGACGAUAUGGGAUCUAUCUGUCAUCUCGGGAGCUGAAGGCCCACGACAGCGACAGCAGAGAAGAAGAGCUGAUAUUCUGCAUCGUUCGCCCGCCCUACUUUGGUUACCUAGAAAACAUGACUACAGGUGGCUUUGUGCAACAGAGCUUCUCUCAGGCAGAGCUGAACAAGAGAACCAUCAUCUACAUCACCAAUCCAGACAGGGAGUCCCUCUCAGACAGUCUGGAGUUUACAGUGUCUGAUCCUCUAGGGAACACAGGGCCCUCUCACAUCCUGGAAUUCAGCUGGUCCAGCGUGGAACUGUCUCUGUCUCAGCUCUCUGUAUGUGAGGAGCAAGCGGGUGUCUCGCUGGACAUCAUCCGCAAAGGAAACUUGGCAGAGUCAUCAUAUAUCACUGUCAAGGUGAAGGCUGUGACUGCAACAGCUGGUAAAGACUUCCUUAUAAGUCCUUCUUCCCUCAUUCAGUUUGAUCCAGGAGUGUCAAGGAGGAGCUGGCAAAUAGGGAUCAUUCAGGAUUACCUUGAGGAGGCUGAGGAAAUGUUUGAAGUGCUACUCAUCUCCCCUGAAGCCACAACAAUAGGCAUCAUCAACAUGGCUCAAGUCACCAUCAGGGAUUCUGGAAGAGGGCAGUGCAGGCUGAACCAGGAUCAGGAGGCUCCUCUCCUUGGAGGAAAAGAGAUUAGGUCAGACACCUACCCCCGGCAUGGAUCCAUUAAACUGGAAAAACUUCCCUUAGGCACCGAAUCAGUCCUCUGGGCCCGUGGUGACAGCAUCUCCAGGCCUGCAAGUCUCCCAAAAAAGAAACUCAGAGUUAUGGGCAAUCCAAAGUCUAUUGCACCUUCCUCAGUUUUUCACAAUGGAACAGAGAUUGUUUACACGUAUCAUGGCAUCAUGCAAGUGCAAGUAGAGGAUGACACCUCCCCAUCAAGGAAGGGCAGAAAAGCAAACAUUCGGGUUGUUAGCAGAGGGGCACAGCAGCACGUGUCAGCAGCGCUAACUGAAUCCAAACAUGAUCCUCGAAGAAAGAUCUCAGAACGUCAGAAAACCGAACUGGUUAAAGGACAUGCUUCAGCUGAUAACUUCAUCCCCAAGCCCUGUGUGCCAGCACUGAUGGGACUCCUGCAUAUCAACCAAACCACUAAUCAGCUCUUUCACUGCAACGGUGUGUCCUGGAAACCCUGGGCACCAACUGAUCAGAUGGUGGGAGCUCAGAAGUGUCCUCAGGGCUGGACCUUUCAUAGUGGCCAGUGCUAUACCCUCAGCACUGAGCACAAAGCCACCUGGAGCACAGCUAACAGAGCCUGCAGGGAGAGAUAUAAAGGAAGUCUAGCAAGUGUUCUCUCUAAAGAUGACAUGGACUGGUUGUGGGACUUCAGUGGAAGAAAACCAUUUUGGAUUGGUCUGAAUGACCGGGAAGGCCGAGGACGCUGGGAGUGGGCCGGCGGUGAGCCGGUCACCUACACCAACUGGAGAAAAGCGCCCCCAAGGUCAAAAAGGAAGGGAAGCAAAAAGUGCAUCCUGGUGUGGAGAAGAGCCAAGUGGCAGAUACAAGACUGUAAAACCAGCAGGGGUCAUCGCUUUGUAUGUUCAGUCAAGACUUGAAUGUGAGAGAUUCACAGCCAUGAACCACUCACUGUGGUGUUUCAGAGGAGUUGCAGGAAGGACUCAUUCUCAGGACGUUGACAUGACGAUCAGUGGGAUCUUUGCAGGAACUCCCCAUGAUUUAUAAUGAACUUUGUGACAAUUAUUGUGUCUAAAAAGUAACCUGCUACACUAUGUGACAUUGUUUACACAGCAUUUAUUCACAUUAGCCACUGAAAGUAUUGUCAUAUACUAUAUGUAAAGCUCACAAGAGAAUUUUAAAAACGUAUUUAGCAUCUUUGAACUAUAUCAGACCCAACCAAGGCUGGAUUAACAACAGGGGCCCCAGGUUCACAGAUUUGUCAACUAGUUUGUGGUGUAGCCACAUUGUUGCAAAUGAGUUUGUUGAAAUUGUACCUGAAGUGUCCAAAACCUAGUUAUAAAACUUUUAUACUUUUAAUUUAUGUUGUGCUUACACUGUACAUAAUGAGGUUGCGUUUAAUCAGAUUACUACUCUGUGUACACGUUACUAGUGGUGUUAGGGAGGGGAGGGAGGGGAGGGAUCAAUCUUGGACCCCAAUCAUCUAAAGUCUAACGAUAAUCAGCCUCUAGUAUCAACUGCCAAUAUUUUGGGGCCUUGGGUGUAGACGGCUGAGAUUCUUGCUUUUUAUUCAUUGUACACUGUUUACAGGCCGACUACUUCUCCUCAAAAAACACAAACAGCGUGUAGGUGUUUUAGAUCCAAAUCCUUCCAUGUAAACAGGAAAAUAACAUAAUGAAAGUUGAGAUUGCAUCAUCUGUGUAAAUGAAGCACUAAUCUAAUAUUUUGCAUAAUCAGCUGUUGGAUUAUUGAGUUGAAGUAAAUUACUCUUACAGAACUGGCAGGAAGAGUCAAAUGUAGAAUUCCCACAGUUUGAUUUCAGACACAAAUCUGUGAUGACUCCGAGGAGCAACUUGUGAUAGCAAGUGAUCAAAAGAAAUGUCUUUGUGAACAUCAGCUUCAAAGUACGGUCUGAUGACGGAGAUUAUGUCAUAUCCAAAUCUAAUUAGCCACUGUCUAUGAACCCUAAAACAACUUUUGUCUGGUAGAGUAAAACUACAUUCCAUGUUGAUAUUUCUUCAUUGGUUUCAAAGCCCCACUUGGACGCUGCUGCUGUUGUUUUCCCCUUUCUUUUGAGAAUUCAACGCCAUCAGUGUUAUUUAGAUCUUUGCCUGUGGGUCCUGCAAACCACAAGGUUAGGCAGAAAUGUGAUUAUCCCCAUCAUGUGAUCUACAGCGUGGGUAUGAAAGGAGGCCUUUUAUGUGAGCUGUGAGCAGUUCUCAGAGGUUUGGAUGCACUCGAGACACCGUUCUCAGCUCCUCGGCUCGGUGAGUUAGACUAAAACUCAGAUAUACAUGUGUAUAUGUUAAAAGAUAAAUGUCAACUUGUUGUUGUUAUUGAUCACCAGGCUGCUUUAAAUUAUUUAAAAAAAAGUUAUUUCUAAAACGUACAGUACAAUAGCAGCUUUUAAAAAAUCAGAUAGUCGGGCUGAGAGUCUUGUGUCAGUCGCAUUUCAACUCAUCUGACUCAGAGAAAUGUGAUCUGUACACCAGCUAAAGUGCUUGUGUUCAUGUACAAGGUGUUGGAAGGAGUAUUUUUGAACUUUGGGAAAGAGCUUUCCUCUUUUCCUGUUCUUUGUGCUGAGCGUGGCUCAUCCCUUUAAGAUGUUUGUAUUUGUAGCCCAGGGUUUCUGCAGGUUUCAAUAAGUUGCAUUUAUCAAGAGUCCCAGAAUUGCUUACACUUCUAAGUAGCCUAGUCGAGAAUCAGCCUGCACACAAUGUUAUCUCUCAAACUACAGACAGAGACGGUAUCCAAAGUCUUUUCCACAGACAAACUGGUUGUGUCAGUUAUCAGUUUCAUGCUGGUCUUGUUUGUGGUUUUAUUACAACGCGUCAAUAUCUGUAUCACUGAGAAAGAACUGCAACAUACAGAGACAUUACAAAUUAUACAUGCCACCGAAACCUUUCUCUUAAAAUAUAGCUAACUUAGGUUCGAUGGAAGUAGCAUUAAAUUAGUUAAUAUAAUCAAGACCUACCUGAACAUAUUGUAUUCAAGACUGAGUACACCAGAUGCUGUGCAGAGCUGUAUUCAUAUUCAGUUAUUAUUAUCAUUAUUACUACUAAUAAUAAUAAUCAUCAUUUUAGGUAAUAAUAAUUUCAGUCCAACCCUUAAAGCAAUGAAGAGGCUCAUUUCCCCUGCUAUAAAUCACAACACUCAAAAUCUUUUUAAAGUUUUUUUCUAAUAUCUGAAUAUAUUAACAGUUUGUAGUUAUUGUGUAUCAAUACAUCUUGGAUAGUUUUUGAGGAAGGACUAUUGGACUUUUUCCUCGCAUCAACCUGUAAGAUUGUACUUAUUAGGGUUACAAAAAUGUUAGUGACAGCUGUUUUAUUUUGCAGGGCUAUUGUGUAGUACUGUAUUCGACUGAAGUGCUGGUCAUAAUGCUGUGCAGGCAUAUGUUGCAUGUAGUAUACAGUGUUUUGUUUAUAGUCUAGAAGUCUAUAGAUGAACAUUUCUUUACGAGCUGAUAGGGUAAUCGUAAAAUAAAUGAAAAGCCCAUUGCUUCUAGACUCAUCAAGACUC
Hippoglossus stenolepis (Pacific halibut) is the source of this 9395-nucleotide messenger RNA. RefSeq names its product Fras1 related extracellular matrix 1a (gene frem1a). The record is from RefSeq and is a predicted model, not a curated record. Lineage: Eukaryota; Metazoa; Chordata; Actinopteri; Pleuronectiformes; Pleuronectidae. The coding region runs from base 245 to 6796 and encodes 2183 amino acids. The transcript is spliced from 37 exons. Gene Ontology annotation, cellular component: membrane. Gene Ontology annotation, biological process: cell communication.